AUGAAUACAUUAAAAAGACUAAACAUUAACAGACUUGUAAGAUAUAAUGUAAAUAAUUAUAUUGGACCAUUGGCAUACUAUUCAACAACAUCAUUAUGGAAUUCAAAAGGUGCUACACAUCAGAGCCAGUCAAGAUUGAAUAGAGUGUCAACGGCAACAGCAACAGGAGGAGGAGGUGCCAAUGAUAAUGAAUUCUUUAACGAUUCAGAGAAGUUUGAUGUACCAGUUCUAGAGUUUAUCAUCAAGAGAAAUGUCAGCAUGGUUGGCAACAGACAAGGCAGUGCCGUCAUCCCCGAGAAGGCAAGUGCCACCAAUCUCAAGAAGAAGGUUGGUUUCAAGACUCCUCGAGACACAACCAGAGAGUUUUCCCUGGGUGUAGAU
This is a messenger RNA of Acytostelium subglobosum LB1, 381 nucleotides long. RefSeq lists its product as hypothetical. The transcript is spliced from 2 exons. The annotation marks the transcript as partial. The record is from RefSeq and is a predicted model, not a curated record. NCBI's taxonomy places the organism in Eukaryota, Evosea, Eumycetozoa, Acytosteliales, Acytosteliaceae.